Molecule: messenger RNA, 1326 nt
Organism: Erigeron canadensis
Lineage: Eukaryota; Viridiplantae; Streptophyta; Magnoliopsida; Asterales; Asteraceae
Exons: 2
Coding region: 1-1326 (441 amino acids)
Source: RefSeq, a predicted model, not a curated record
AUGGCUGAAAAUCAUAAUGAAGAGGAUGAACACAAUAGACGAAAUGAAGAAGAGGAGCCCGUAUUUGAUGAAGAUAGUAUGGAUAUAUCUGACCAAAUAGGGAGGGCAUUAGAAAAGUAUACUCCCAUCUUGCUGAAGAGGUUGAACCAGACUUUGGAAGGAGCAGUGAAUGACCACAUUGCUCAAAUGAUCAGAGAAGAAGUUGUGGUCAAUGUGCAACGAGAAUUUGAAAGACGGGAUGCCAAAGAGAAAGAUAAGAAGAACGAGGAGGAAAGGGAUGUGGAAGUUACGGAAGAAAGAACUUACAAGAAAAAGUUCACAUUUCGGGAUUUUGAGGUAUGCCACCCACCGGAGUAUCACGGUGAUCGUGAUCCUAUAGUUUGUACUCGGUGGAUCUCGGAAAUUGAAGGGGCAUUCCGUACUAGUCAAUGCCCCUCACAUUUGAAGGUUGUUUUCGUGGUGGGAAUGUUGAGAAAUAGUGGCAAGAGGUGGUGGGAUGGUUUGUUGACAGUGAAGAAGGGGGCCUUGGAUAAUAUAGAAUGGCUCGAGUUCAAGACUUUGUUCUUCAAGGAAUUCCGGUCUGAAGCCGAAGUUACUAAGUUGAGGAGUGAAUUCCUCAACGAUUGUCAAGGUAGCAUGAGCUUAAAUGAAUUCCGGGCUCAAUUCUUGGACAAGGCACAAUUUUGUCCGGAAUUUCUAGGGAAUGAUCAAUUGCUUAAGGAGCAAUUUUAUUUGAAAUUGAAGAAGAGCUUGCGGGAGAAAAUUAGCUUAUGUCAAAUGGAGUCUUUCUCCAUGUUGGCGGAUGUGGCCAGGGACCAUGAAAUUGAAAUGUCUAGGGGGGAUGAAGGUGACUUGAAAAGGAAACAUGAAGAUGUAAACUCCCCAAACAAGAAGUUUAGACAAGAGGGUGGUUCCGGGACAUAUGAAAAGUUCUUGCCCCAAUUGACUGAAGAAGAAAGACUUGAAGAGAGGAGGAGGGAGGCGGAGAGAAGGAAUGCCCAAGCUCAUGGAAAUCAACGAGGGAGAUCGUUCCAACUAAUGGUGGAACAAGCUAGGAAUGCGGAUGAUGUCGUUACAAGUACAUUUCUUGUAUAUGAUGUGCCUAUGCGAAUUCUCUUUGAUUCAGGGGCGAAUAGGUCGUUUGUUGCAACUAGAGUAAUUCAUGUUAUUCCCGUAUCUAAGUCGUGUCUAGAAAAUACUUUGCAAGUUGAGGUUGGGAAUGGUAGGAUGGAAUUAGUGAGGGAUGUGUAUAAAGGAUGUGAAAUUAAGAUCUCUUCAGAACUCUUCCAAGCUAAUCUAAUUCCUUUUCCAAUGGGGAGAGUUUGA